Rubroshorea leprosula is the source of this 1061-nucleotide messenger RNA. NCBI's taxonomy places the organism in Eukaryota, Viridiplantae, Streptophyta, Magnoliopsida, Malvales, Dipterocarpaceae. The record is from the annotation of a GenBank genome assembly.
AACCGCCUGUCUGAAGCAAAUAAGCCCCUCCGUUAACGAGCCCCUCAACGUCGUUUGUUUAAUGGCUUGCAUGGCAUUUAAUUUACACGUUGCAUCCAACAAAUAGUUUAUAGUGGGAUGAAGUGGGCAAAAAAAACAAUUAUAAAAGUUAAAAUUACACAUUUGCCCUUAUAACUUCAUCUUCAAGCUCCCUCCUCCUCUACUCUACUCUACUCUCCUCUCCUCUCUGUUCUUUUCAUUUUCCUUCUCUUCUGCCUGAACCAAAUCUCUCCACCUUUUCUCCAUCGAUCCAAAAGUCUUUUUCCUCUUGCUCUCCUCCAUCAAAACUAGAUCUUAGUUUUUUCUCUUCUUUACCUAAACUAGAUCUGGGUUCCUCACCAUCACACGAAGAUUGAGCGAGGAAUGACUUUUGUCCCUUUCACUUUGUUCCUCAUCAAAUCUUCUUUCCCACGAUGAUUGAGCGAGCAAUGGGUUCUUUAGAAGAUCAAAUUUUUGUCAAUUUCUCGAAGGUUGAGAUUCUGGCAUUUACUUUUUGUUGUUUUGCAUGUUUCCUGUUCGGUGGUUUUCAUUUGAUCUAUUACUUUGAUUUGGGUUUCUCGCUUUUUUUCAUUUAUUCUUUCUUGACUUCGCCAUUGUUAGCCUGGUGUUUGAAUGGAUCUGGGGUUCUGCAAGUUGUUGAACUUGGAUUUCAAGGAGAAAGUUUGUGGAGGAGAGACAAAAUUGCAUCUGUAUAUGUUCAAGAUAAUGACAACAAAUUUGAAUCUGAUUUCUUUUAUUUUCUCUUACCUUGAUCUAGGUUUCCUUUUUUUUUUUUUCUUCAUUUGUUCUUGUGUCGCCAUUGUUGGUUUGGGAACUAGAUCUAGAUCUAGGGUUUCUGAUUUAGUAGCCCAAUUGUGACAUCAGUGGAGGGGAGAGGCGAUAUUGAUUCUUUGAGAACAAAUUUGAAUUGAAAUUGUAAAGGAAUGAGGAGAACAAAUUUGCAGGGAAGAUUUAAUUUUGUAGAGGAUGGAAAGAAUAACAAUUUGGGUUGAAAACUGGAAAAAAAAAGUUGAGAACUUUUA